Octopus sinensis (East Asian common octopus) is the source of this 441-nucleotide messenger RNA. RefSeq lists its product as uncharacterized. The transcript has 2 exons. The record is from RefSeq and is a predicted model, not a curated record. Bases 1 to 441 code for a protein of 146 amino acids. Lineage: Eukaryota; Metazoa; Mollusca; Cephalopoda; Octopoda; Octopodidae.
AUGACUUGGCUAGAAGCCUUACCAGUAGUGUUGUUAGGAAUUAGAAGUGCUGUUAAAGAAAAUAUACAAUAUUCUCCUGCUGAACUUUUGUACGGAACAACAUUAACUCUACCUGCUCAAAUGUUCGAAGAAACUAAUUCUUUCAAUGGAGAUGUUAAUGAUUAUGUAACUCGUCUUAAGAGAUUUCUUACAGAUAUUCCUUCUUUUACAAGAAAAUUGCAAAAUGUUAAAAGCUUCGUUUCUUCUGAUAUAAAAUCUUGGACACAUGUAUUUGUACGUAACGAUGCUGCUCAUAAUUCACUGAAAUAUAAAUACACCGGACCUUUUAAAGUCUUGUCAGUUAGAGACAAAACUAUGACUUUGGAAAUGAAUGGAAAAAAAGAAAUUGUCAGUGUCGACAGAGUAAAAAAAAGCUUAUUUCGACCAACAUUCAUGUCAUGA